Westerdykella ornata is the source of this 1318-nucleotide messenger RNA. Its product is annotated as polyubiquitin. The coding region runs from base 401 to 1318 and encodes 305 amino acids. Gene Ontology annotation, biological process: modification-dependent protein catabolic process; protein ubiquitination. The transcript has 3 exons. Gene Ontology annotation, cellular component: nucleus; cytoplasm. Gene Ontology annotation, molecular function: protein tag activity; ubiquitin protein ligase binding. NCBI's taxonomy places the organism in Eukaryota, Fungi, Ascomycota, Dothideomycetes, Pleosporales, Sporormiaceae. The record is from RefSeq and is a predicted model, not a curated record.
GGAGACGCAAAUUCAUCGCCAUUUCACAAGUCAAAUUUGUCAGAAUGGUGCUGCGUUAUUAAUACUAUAACAGAGCUCGUACUGUUGCCUCUGCGAUUGCUGCCCUGUUCGAAGUGGCUCGAACGUUCCUUCCCUGAUUCAUCGCGGGCACGGGCCGCUUAUGUCACACGCCUUCCACCGCACCUUUGACACUCCCAGCCGGUCACAGCCUCACUCCGCUUGCCGCCCUCGCCUGCCUACUUAAGCCCCUCGCCCGCCCUGUUGCCUCCUCCUCCUUCCUUUACCUCCCAUUCCCACUUCCCUCACAACUACCCCCCAUCUCUCUACCCAUCCACACCAACGCUGUCUCGCAGCCCAGCGCCCGCUAUCUACACGACACAUCAAAACAACCACCGCCACCAUGCAGAUCUUCGUCAAGACGUUGACGGGCAAGACCAUCACCCUUGAGGUGGAGUCUAGCGACACCAUCGACAAUGUCAAGUCCAAGAUUCAGGACAAGGAGGGCAUUCCGCCAGACCAGCAGCGCCUGAUUUUCGCAGGCAAGCAGCUCGAGGAUGGCCGCACUCUCUCCGACUACAAUAUCCAGAAGGAGUCGACCCUCCACUUGGUGCUGCGCCUCCGUGGUGGCAUGCAAAUCUUCGUCAAGACGCUCACUGGCAAGACCAUCACCCUCGAGGUGGAGAGCUCGGAUACCAUCGACAAUGUCAAGUCGAAGAUCCAGGACAAGGAGGGCAUCCCUCCGGACCAGCAGCGCUUGAUCUUCGCUGGAAAGCAACUUGAGGACGGUCGCACUCUCUCGGACUACAACAUUCAGAAGGAAUCCACUCUGCAUCUCGUCCUGCGCCUUCGCGGUGGUAUGCAGAUCUUCGUCAAGACCCUUACCGGCAAGACCAUCACAUUAGAGGUGGAGAGCUCAGAUACCAUCGAUAACGUGAAGUCGAAGAUCCAGGAUAAGGAGGGCAUUCCCCCGGAUCAGCAACGUCUCAUCUUCGCCGGCAAGCAACUCGAGGACGGCCGGACACUGUCGGAUUACAACAUCCAGAAGGAAUCCACGCUGCAUCUCGUCCUCCGUCUCCGUGGUGGUAUGCAGAUCUUCGUGAAGACGCUCACUGGAAAGACCAUCACACUGGAAGUGGAAAGCUCCGACACAAUCGACAACGUCAAGUCGAAGAUUCAAGAUAAGGAAGGUAUCCCUCCGGACCAGCAGCGUCUCAUCUUCGCCGGCAAGCAGCUCGAGGACGGCCGGACACUGUCCGACUACAACAUCCAGAAGGAGUCGACGCUCCACCUGGUGCUCCGUCUGCGUGGCGGCCAGUAG